GAGGGACUUAGCGCUGCCUGGUUUGACCAGCAUGUGGAAGGACAGCUCUCACGGCUGUGAUUCCAUAGAGAGCUCCUACCUGGGUGACACUUGGGGUGGGAGGCUUUCUGCUCGCUUUGCUCUUGUUUCUGAAGAUCCCGGGCACGUCUCUCGCUUGUGUCAGUGUGACUCUUGGUGGUGUUUGCACACCCUGCUUAGUGGGGGAGUGCCCCGACGUGCCUGUCUUAUGUGGCCUUUAUGGACACACUGCUCAGCUGGCAGAGAUCAGGGAAGUUUUCUCCCAGCACCCAAAAAGAGAAAGAGGAAACUACUUUUUCCUUCUGGGCUCCUUGCAGCACAAUAGAUCAGGAUAAACUCCCACAUUCCCUCCUUGGAUUUUCUGGAGUGGUCUCCAGGAAGAAGUGAAAUCCUCACCUUUAAAUGGAUGACCAUGUCACCAUCAAGAAGAAGCAUCUCCAAAGACCCAUCUUUAGACUGAGGUGCUUAGUGAAACAGCUGGAAAAAGGUGAUGUCAAUGUCGUAGACUUAAAGAAGAAUAUUGAGUAUGCAGCGUCCGUGUUGGAAGCCGUUUAUAUCGACGAAACAAGAAGAUUGCUGGAUACCGAAGAUGAGCUCAGUGACAUCCAGACUGACUCCGUCCCAUCGGAAGUCCGGGACUGGUUGGCUUCUACCUUUACACGCAAAAUGGGGAUGACGAAAAAGAAACCAGAGGAAAAACCUAAAUUUCGAAGCAUCGUACAUGCUGUCCAAGCUGGAAUUUUUGUUGAAAGGAUGUACAGGAAAAGCUAUCACAUGGUUGGCUUGGCAUAUCCAGCAGCUGUCAUAGUAACGUUAAAGGAUGUGGAUAAAUGGUCUUUUGAUGUAUUUGCCCUAAAUGAAGCAAGUGGAGAACAUAGCCUGAAGUUUAUGAUUUAUGAACUGUUUACCAGAUAUGAUCUUAUGAACCGCUUCAAGAUUCCUGUUUCUUGCCUAAUUGCCUUUGCAGAAGCUUUAGAAGUUGGUUACAGCAAGUACAAAAAUCCAUAUCAUAAUUUGAUUCACGCAGCUGAUGUCACCCAAACUGUGCAUUACAUAAUGCUCCACACAGGAAUCAUGCACUGGCUCACCGAACUGGAAAUUUUAGCAAUGGUCUUUGCAGCUGCCAUUCACGAUUAUGAGCAUACAGGGACUACGAACAACUUUCACAUUCAGACAAGAUCAGAUGUUGCCAUUUUGUACAAUGACCGCUCCGUCCUGGAGAAUCACCACGUGAGCGCGGCUUACCGCCUUAUGCAGGAAGAAGAAAUGAAUAUCUUAAUAAAUUUAUCCAAAGAUGACUGGAGGGACCUUCGGAACUUAGUGAUUGAAAUGGUGUUGUCUACAGACAUGUCGGGGCACUUCCAGCAGAUUAAAAACAUAAGGAACAGUUUGCAGCAGCCUGAAGGGAUCGACAGAGCCAAGACCAUGUCCCUGAUUCUCCACGCAGCAGACAUCAGCCACCCAGCCAAGUCCUGGAGGCUGCACUACAGGUGGACCACGGCCCUCAUGGAGGAGUUUUUCCUACAGGGAGAUAAAGAAGCAGAACUGGGGCUUCCCUUUUCCCCGCUCUGUGAUCGGAAGUCAACGAUGGUGGCCCAAUCGCAGAUAGGUUUCAUUGAUUUCAUAGUAGAGCCAACAUUUUCUCUUCUGACGGACUCAACAGAGAGAAUUGUUACCCCUCUUAUAGAGGAAGCCUCAAAAGCUGAAAGUCCUAACUAUGGGGCAAGCAGCUCAGCCACCGUUGUGGGGCUGCACAUCGCCGAUGUCAUGAGACGAUCGAAUAUGAAGGGCUCCGUGAGUGACGGGAACCUCUCACCCGACUACUCGCUGGCCGCCGUGGACCUCAAGAGCUUCAAGAACAACCUGAUGGACAUCAUUCAGCAGAACAAGGAGCGCUGGAAGGAGCUGGCCGUGCAAGGUGAACACGAUCUUCAUAAGAACUCAGAAGACUUAUCAAAUGCUGAAGAAAAACAUGCUGACACACAGCCAUAGGUCUGAAACACCUUAAAGGCUUCUGUCAUUUUAAACAUGAGAGGAUGAUGAAAACAGCUCUAAAAAAAUCCCAAGUCUUCAACUUUCCACAAAGCUAUGUUCUCCUCCUUCAGCCUGCAGCUGGAUUGGGCCACCUGGACGGAAUCUUGUAGGAGGAAUAAGAAGAACAUAAGUUGUAAGCAAGACACUGGCCAAAUAAGUACCCUGAAGUUUCUAGGGAAGCUUUUGGCCAGGGCCUCCACUACUGUUUUUUCUUCACAACUUGGCCUUCUUCAAUCAAGCCAGCGAAAUGUUUAAGACAACAUUUGGGCAGUGCUAAAUUUGCAUUACUUUUUACUGUCACAGCCCCUGCACUACCCACAUGCAGGACAAGAAGCAUUUACCUUUACUUUCUUUGAUUGUCUGAAAGAGUGCACUAACUACACAUUUUUUUCCAGGUCAAAAAUAAAAGCAAUUCAAAAAUGGAAGUGGCAAAAAUAUUUUCUGGCAGCACCGGGGAGCAGGCUGUUUAGAUUGUCCUCAUUUUAAAUGCAUGGGAACUAAAGGAGAUUUGGGGCAGCUCAGGAGAUGUGGCUGUGUCCCGAGGAAAUGGUGGACUUCCUCUCUGUGGCUCAGUGGCUGGUGCACAGGGAAGUGCUCAAGCCGAGAAGAGGUGGCACAGCCUCUUCCUGCAGCCAGAAGGCCAGCCGCACCCUUUCCUUUGGCUUUGUCACCAACAUGGCUUGGCCACAAUGAAGUCACACAUUACCGACAGCCCCAAUCGCAGCCCUUGCUGGACGCAAACACUAAAAGAGAACAGAACUUGCCUUCUGGGGUGUCAAUCCCAUCUGUGUGUGAUGAAAUAUGUUACAGGCUGGGGCAAGGACACAAGAAGUGUUUGCAUUCAUGAGUGCACGUGUGUUAAAACAUGUCUGCGGAAAGAGGAGCCCACGCUUUUCUGUAAGAUAACAUUAUUUGAUGUGACUGUUGAACUACCCUAAAAGGAAGCAAACUGGGGCCCUCAGAGGGCCUGCCUCUUGUCGUAUUUUGCCUGAGCAUGUGCAAAGCCUGCCUUCACUCCAAACUGAAGAACUACCUUUCAUUUGCUAUUAACUGACAAGAAGGGUCAAGCACAAGUCAGCGUUACAGCUUUUCACUGUACAGACAUUUUGUUGACUGCGAUCUUAAGUGAAUUUGUCUUUGGGAAAGGUGGAUAUAGGGUGCAAAGGACGGAGAAAAGUCGUCACUUAACUGAUGGACAGGAGAGGAGUCCAUCCCUCCAAGGAGCUGCCUGUCGCGCCUGCUUUCUUCCGGACAAUGCUCAGCAAUACUAGAAAUGGAUACAAUCAGAAGCUUUUGAGCCUAAGUGGUGAGAUUUUAUAACUCACACUUAGAUCUCUUCUAAAGUGUAAGCCAUACUCUACAUGCAUAUUUAGUAUGCAUCAUUGUAAUUUAAGAUACCUUUGUGUGUGGGCUACCUAGAAUGCUUUUAAAUGUUCUGUGAAUAUGGUCCUUAGCUUUAGCUUCCUCUGAAUCUUGUGCAGAAAUCAGCUAACUAACAGAAUUAUAUCAUAGAGAUGACAAUGCAAUCGAUAUUUUAAAUGUAAGUAGUCAUGGUUUAUCUAUAAUAAAAUGCUGGGGGAAAGUUUAUAGAAAUGCACAUCACGGUGACUUUUUGUCCUUUAAAAAUAGACUUUUUAUUUCUAUUUAUGGAUAAAGUGUAACUAUUGCUCUUAAAGUCUUUCUUAAUGAGCUACUUACCUACCACGCAGAAAACACUCUGAAUUUAAAAUGGAAUACGAUUGUCUGGGAACUAUAAUGCUAUGGUUCCUACUUGAGCCAGAGGGAGGAAUACAUUGCAACACUACUUCUCAAAAGGCGUUGAAGAUAUCCACUUUAUUCCUCUUCAUUCUCUAUACUGUGUUAUAAAAAAUGGAGGAAUAGAAAGAGUUGAACCAAUUUCUGUGGUUGGGCUUUAGCCGAGUUUUCAGGGUCGUGUGACUCACGAAGCCCUGCAGCAGCCCUAGCAGAAAGAGUAGGGAAGACUAGCAUCCAAUCAGCACCUGGCCUUCUGGGAGUACUUGCCUUUCGCUGCUCUCCUCCCCUCCCCAUCCCUCUCCACUUUUUCCUCCUAAUUUUCCAUAUUUCUCCCUCCUUCGCCCUCUCUGCAAACAGCAGUGAUGGGGCGCUGGCGGAAAAGGGACGGAGUUGGCACCAGCAGAAGCUACAUCCUUCCCUCUCGCUCGCCAGCCUGGCGUCCCCUCUGCCAGGAGGCCUGAGGAGUCAGGCUGCUGUCCCUGGAGCGCCCUGCUCUGCAUUCGUGCUCCCAGCUAGUCGACUUGUCCAGCCUGCAAGGCCGUGCGCCUUUCAUUUAACCAGAGCCUCAUUAAUUUAAUUUUUAACUUGAUGAUCUACAAUUCUUGUGUUUUAUUAUGCUGUCAUUCUGUAUUUCCUAUUGUAUAUGAUUGCCAAAUAAAUCAUAGUUGAUGGACAAUA
Molecule: messenger RNA, 4485 nt
Organism: Octodon degus (degu)
Lineage: Eukaryota; Metazoa; Chordata; Mammalia; Rodentia; Octodontidae
Gene: Pde1a
Product: phosphodiesterase 1A
Exons: 15
Coding region: 421-2010 (529 amino acids)
Biological process (GO): signal transduction
Molecular function (GO): 3',5'-cyclic-nucleotide phosphodiesterase activity
Source: RefSeq, a predicted model, not a curated record